AUGAAUAUCCUCAAAGUUUUAUUAGUUGUCAUCUUUUCAUUAUUUUUAUCAUCAGCCUCAGCUUCACAAUACAGCUGUGGUCAAAUGCAGUCAUUAGCUAAGACUUAUUUCGGUAGUGCUGCCACCACUAUGAUUUGUAUUGCUUAUUAUGAAUCAUCAUGGAUCCCAACCGCCGAAAACCCAAGUGGUGCUUCAGGUUUAUGGCAAAUUAUGCCAGAACAUUGUGGUGAAAUUUGCACCAUGUGUAAACACCCAAGUGAUUUAUUCAAUCCAGAAAUUAAUGCUCAAUGUGCUGCUGCCGUUCUCAGAGCUCAAGGUUUAAAUGCUUGGACCACUUAUUCAAAUGGUGACUGCAAUGGUUGGAGAUCAUGUGAUGGUAAAUAUUAG
This is a messenger RNA of Dictyostelium purpureum, 387 nucleotides long. RefSeq lists its product as uncharacterized. The transcript is spliced from 3 exons. Bases 1 to 387 code for a protein of 128 amino acids. The record is from RefSeq and is a predicted model, not a curated record. Lineage: Eukaryota; Evosea; Eumycetozoa; Dictyosteliales; Dictyosteliaceae.